GUAAGCUCAUGGAAUAGAGAACAGGUAAUACAAUGAACAAAUAAUUGAUUUUCUUUAUCCACAACGAUGUUAAAUAUUUAAUGAACAAACAAUAGAAAAAAUCGUUGUUUUUUAAUAUUUUUAUUAUGUCCCUAAAAAAUCGUAAACAAAAAAUACCCAGUCAGUGCCCUACCACAAAAUAUUUUUCAUAGCUGAUAAUACAUAAUGUAUUUUGCCAUUUUUGAAAAUAUAAGUACUUGCCACCCUUUUUAUUCAGCACUCAAAUUUAUACUUACCGUCUCAUUACCAUUUGAUUUCCAGUAUGAUCCAUUGGUUUAUAUUUUCUACAGUAAUAAUUAGUGCAAAUGCAUUUUAUGAUCCCAAUGGACCCGUAGUUUAUACGAAAAAUGGGCCAGUUAGAGGCAUCAAAAGUCAAUCCAGAUCCAACAAGCCAUAUGAUUCCUUUUUAGGAAUUCCCUAUGCUAAGCCACCUGUUGGAAAUUUAAGAUUUGCUAAUCCCGAACAUCCUGAACCCUGGAAGGAUGUUUACAACGCCACAAAAUAUGGUCCAAGAUGCAUGCAAAGAAAUCCAUUCUUAUCAAUUGAAACUGUAUAUGAAGGUGAUGAGGAUUGUCUUUAUUUGAAUGUAUAUGUUCCCGAAAUUCCCAAAAGCGAAAAGCUUCCAGUAAUAUUUUCCAUUCAUUGGGGUGGGUUAACAUCUGGAAACGGAGAUGGUGGCUACUAUAAUCCAAAGUAUUUCAUGGAUUUUGAGGUUAUAUUGGUUAUUAUCAAUUACAGAGUAGGAAUUUUAGGGUUCCUAUCUACAUUGGAUGAUGCAGCUCCUGGCAAUUUCGGCCUAAAAGAUCAAGUUAUGGCACUGGAAUGGGUCCAGGAUAAUAUCUGCCAUUUUGGAGGUGAUGCUAAGAAUGUGACAAUCAUGGGUGCGAGUGCUGGAGCAGGAUCUGUUCAUUUGCAUAUGGUCAGUCCCAGAUCCGAAGGUUUGUUUGGACGAGCAAUUUCCCAAAGUGGUGCUGGAAUAGCAUUAUGGAUGUCUUCAACCAAUCAAGCUCAGCUUACAGCAGCCUAUACCCAAGCGGAAUUCGUGAAUUGUUCCUCAUGGAUAGGAAACCAUACAGAAUUAGUUAAUUGUUUUAGAAAUGUACCUGCUAUGGAGCUUUUACACUCACAAGAAAAUUUUGUGUUCUUUGCCAUGUUUCCUUUCACAGUUUGGUUGCCGGUAACUGAAACAUUAACAGCUCAAAAUCCUAAGCCAUUUUUAUUGAAACAGGCUAAAGAGUAUUUGGAAGCUGGCGAAUUUAGGAGGGUUCCAUGGCUGACAGGCAUGACAAAAGCCGAAGGGCUUGCAGUAGCAUUACCUAUUUUUAUACCAGAUGAAAGACGUAUAGCUUUGAAUAACAGCUUCAACGCUGUUGUUCCAGCACUUUUGGCCUUACCUGAUAGUUCUCAGUUUCCAGCUGUAUCAGAUUUUUACCUUAACGGUGAAAAUAACGUUGAUCUAAAUAAGGUUGUCAAUGAUGCAGAAUGGAGAAAUGGUUUUAUAAAUAUGUUUAGCGACAGAUUUUUUGGUCAGCCUUUAAGCGAAUCAAUAUCAAUACAGCUCAAGCAUGGACAUAAAUCAUUAUAUUUAUACAGUUUUGAAUAUGAAGGCAAAGACACGCAUGCUAGGUUAUUUUCGACACAAGAUUCAUUCAACUACCGUUGGGGUGUAACCCACCUUGAUGAUGGACUUUAUCAGUUCGAGGCUCCAGACUUAAUUAAUCCGCUUUCGCAUCCUAAUGAUAUUGCAUUCAGUAGAAUCUGGAUUUCUUUGUGGAUCAACUUUGCAGUUUGUGGUGAACCAAAUCCAAGUCACCACAAAAUCAUUCCCAACAUUGAUUGGAACCCGUUGAGAAUGGGUCCUGAUGGACGGUUGCGAAAUAAAGACAUUUUGUUCAUGAAUGUUACAGGGAAUUACACGUCAGGAGCAAGGUUUAAACUUACAAGAGGAUUUUAUGGAAAAAGAAUGAGUUUUUGGGCAAAUCUUAAAUAAGCAUGGAAGCAAAUAAGUAUUAUUCGUGAUAAAAUCAUUAUUUUUAUAAAUAAAUACAUAAAAUCCUUAUGCAGCUGCAUAAACA
Molecule: messenger RNA, 2114 nt
Organism: Ceutorhynchus assimilis (cabbage seed weevil)
Lineage: Eukaryota; Metazoa; Arthropoda; Insecta; Coleoptera; Curculionidae
Source: the annotation of a GenBank genome assembly